AUGUUCGGUGUAGUAUUCCCAAACCGCAGUUUUCCAAUGGAUAUCUCAAGCUUCACACAAAUCGACACCUUCCACUGGAUUCUCGAUAUGAAUACUUUCGUGGGUGAAGCCUACGAUUCAAUUGGAGAAGUCUGCAUAUUUCUAAUAAACAACUUUACACUCCCUCCUGACAAGGCUCUAGCUGUUUACAUUCAAUCCCCGGGUUCCCCUUUCCUUUACUGCGGAGCAGUUACAAUAGCCCGGCCUUCUGCGGUUCUUUCUCUGCCUUGGCCGGAACCCGGUGGGCAAUUGCAGCUCACGGCUGAUGCAGCUCCGUUGUCCGCCAAAAUUGGUGUUUCAGUCGAGGACCUCUCGUCGCUGCCAUCCCUUGAUGUGACGGCAGAGAAGAAAAUCGAGCGUUUGGCAAUGAAAGUUGGGGAGAACUUGUUCAAUUUUAUGCAGUCAUUCUGUGGCGUUGAUGGGAGUAAAUUGGUGGUGCCAAUGGACAUAUUGGACCGGUGGUUUAAGAAGUUCCAGGAGCGGGCGAAGCGGGACCCCGAAUAUCUCAAGGGUUUUGCAUUGUAG
Molecule: messenger RNA, 564 nt
Organism: Oldenlandia corymbosa var. corymbosa
Lineage: Eukaryota; Viridiplantae; Streptophyta; Magnoliopsida; Gentianales; Rubiaceae
Source: the annotation of a GenBank genome assembly